Lineus longissimus is the source of this 1752-nucleotide messenger RNA. RefSeq lists its product as uncharacterized. The record is from RefSeq and is a predicted model, not a curated record. Bases 131 to 1156 code for a protein of 341 amino acids. Lineage: Eukaryota; Metazoa; Nemertea; Pilidiophora; Heteronemertea; Lineidae. The transcript has 7 exons.
AGUCUCCUUGACCUGACCUUGGCCUAGUCAUUGAUUAUUUAUACAACGUAUAUGUGUUCGACCUGUCCGUGAGAGUAUUUGACUACGAAUCUCUGAUUGUGUCGCCAGUCUGUUGGUGAGAGUGUUGACUAUGAGCUCGGACCAGGCCCUCCGAGAAGGUGUGCGUCAGAAUCUUUCGCACUGGAUCAUGAAGCUGGAAUGUGGCGGUGAUGUGGAGAAACAACAGGAAUUUAAGAGGAAAUUUCUCAACAAAUUAAAACAAUCUGUAGUUGCCAUAGAAACUGAUACAGCCAAUGAGCAGCAUUACGAAGUUCCAACUGAAUUCUUUAAAACGGUCCUCGGGAAAAGGCUAAAGUACAGCUGCUGCCAGUUUCCGACGGAAGAAACCACACUAGACCAAGCGGAAGAGCUUUCCCUCCAACAAGUUUGUCAGCUGGCGAUGGUUAAAGAUGGACAAGCAGUCAUGGAUCUUGGCUGUGGUUGGGGGUCACUUGGCUUCUUUAUUUGCGAGAGAUACCCAAACUGUGUUGUGACGUGUGUCUCGAACUCCGCCACACAGAGACAACACAUUGAGGGGGAGGCGGACAAACGCGGCUAUCACAAACGGCUUGAGUGUAUCACCGCGGACGCCAAUCAUUUCAAUACCGAAAAGAGGUACGACCGGGUCAUUUCAUUGGAGAUGUUUGAGCACAUGCGGAACUAUGAAACUCUGAUGGCGCGGGUGUCUCGAUGGCUGAAGCCCAGUGGGAUGCUUUUCACUCAGAUCCUCUGCCACAGAGAAUUCCCUUACGCCUUCGACACCAAGCGCGGCGCAGACACGGAAUGGAUGGCCAGAAACUUCUUCUCUGGAGGAACCAUGCCGUCUGCUGAUCUCUUCCUUUACUUCCAAAAAGACCUCGUCCUUCUUGACCACUGGAAGGUUAAUGGUGUCCAUUAUUCAAAGACAUUGGAAGCCUGGCUGCAGAUCAUGGAUCAGAACAUCGAAAAAGUCAAGGACUCAUUCGCACGGGCUUAUGGGAAAGAUGCCGUUGAUCAACAGAUCUUCAACUGGCGGCUAUUUUUCAUGUUUUGUUCAGAGGUGUUUGGAUAUAAGGAGGGCAACGAAUGGAUGGUGUCUUAUCAUUUGUUUAAGAAGAGACCAAUGAGCAGUUUAUAGGCAGUGUAGAAAAUUAGCGUCGCUCGUUACAACCUCUCCACGUGCAUUUCUGACAGUGCACGUGCACGUUACAGUGACAGUGCACUUGCACGUUACAGUGCAGUUACCAAAGAAGGAAUUUAUUACCGUCAGGGUACAUUCUAGUGUGGAUGAUUCAUUGAUUCCACAAGCACUCGUCAUACCUCUGUCAAGCCCCCAUCAAGUUUUUGUCGAAGGAGAGGUUCCGUAGCAAUGCCCCCAAGAUCGCAUAACGCACAUGAUUCCGUCACCCAUAAUAUUUUGGUGUCCGAGGCACAGCCUAUCUCGGAACUUCGCCACGGAACCUCCCAUUCACAGGUCAAGGGAGCUUCACCAGGACACGACGUGAGCUUGAACUGAACAUGAGGUGACGGAGUCAGUGGAUUCCCUGCAUAAAGAAUGAGAAGCAAAUACUGCAGACAAAUGCCCUUGAUUUCUUUGUAGUGUAAUUUUAUUCGAAAAAAAUAUCCUAUUUAUCAUACGAGUAGAAGGACAAAUCCCAGAUAUGUUAUAAUCUUUGAAAUUGAGUAUCACCUUGUGUUAUCACCAAUAUCGCAAAUAAUAAAAAGAUAAUAUGA